Molecule: messenger RNA, 12411 nt
Organism: Pangasianodon hypophthalmus (striped catfish)
Lineage: Eukaryota; Metazoa; Chordata; Actinopteri; Siluriformes; Pangasiidae
Gene: pik3c2b
Product: phosphatidylinositol-4-phosphate 3-kinase, catalytic subunit type 2 beta
Exons: 33
Coding region: 430-5181 (1583 amino acids)
Biological process (GO): cell migration; phosphatidylinositol-3-phosphate biosynthetic process; phosphatidylinositol-mediated signaling
Cellular component (GO): cytoplasm; phosphatidylinositol 3-kinase complex; plasma membrane
Molecular function (GO): 1-phosphatidylinositol-4-phosphate 3-kinase activity; phosphatidylinositol binding; 1-phosphatidylinositol-3-kinase activity
Source: RefSeq, a predicted model, not a curated record
UCUGCGCCUCCAGCUGCAUUGGCUUCAGCAGUGAAAGCGCGCUGAAAUGAGAAGCUCGACUAAAGCGACAAUCCUCAGCGAGGCAGAAACGGAGUAAGCCGCUCUUGGAGCACAGUGCGGAAUCUGGCGUCGUCGCGUACAGUACACGCAGCACGUGAGUGUGGAGAGCGCUGUGAUUUAGAAGCCAUGCGCGAGACUCGGGGCCAUUACUGACCGGAAACUGGCGCAUGCACCGGACCUGAUCAUCCUGAGGAUCGCCGAUCAAUUCAUUUGGAAGCGGGGCUUGAAGAGCAUGAUCCAGGCUUCAGAAAGGCCGUAGACAAGGGCUCAAUGGUUCUGCUGUGGAUUUUGUAGAGACCUUUUCUCCCUCCAAAUCCCCUUAUUUUUUUUUUAUCCACCCACUGUAGUGGCAUUUUUCCCUACAGGAUCAUGUCUGCAGCACAGACACAGAAUGACAAUGAGCAGCGCUGGAGCUGCCUGGAGUCUCUGGGUCUAAGUCCCAGAGAGCUGGUUCUGGCUGAGGCUUUGCAGAUGGAGUAUGAUGCGCUCUCUCGCCUUAAACAGGACAAGGAUCCCACUGGAAGGGGAGAGUCUGAGCGUGGGAAGACGAUGCCAUCCAGGAAUACACAAUCUAGACGUAUACCCAGCCCACCUGGGACAAACUUGCGCCAAGGGCUAUCAGGGUCUGAUCCGAUUCUCAACAUCAUCCAGCCUGGAGUCUCUAGCCCAUCAAGACUGAAUGUGGAUCCUCAUGGUUACAGCAAGGAGCCCCUCUAUAUCCUGGAAAAUCCUGGGAAGAGUGAUUAUGAGAGGAUGACUGAAGGGCUUUCAAAGGGGUUGCCACCUCCGGAUGAGCCUCCUCCAGCGAUUCCACCAAGGAAUCCAAUACCUCAACCAGACUCGUUUCACCUCUGCAGGGGUUCAGCUCCCAGAGAUGUGAACCUGUUCAGCCCUGAGGUGGACCAACCCAAGCUUCCCUCUGGAGAAACCAUGAACUAUGACAACCUGAACGACUCCCUUAUGAGAAUCAGUGGUGGUAGGCAGUCACCUAGGCAACAAAAAGUUAAUGGCGACCAACCUGGGAAGCCUGUGGCUCGCAGCAAGACGCUACCCCCUCAGGUGCCACCUCGCACCUACUUGCCUGGGCAAAAGGGUGUCAGAAACAACCGCAGGGUGUCAGCUGAUCCGGUGUCCCUUCAUUCCAGGCUCAAUGGUUUUGGCUAUGAGCUCUUCCAGGUCUCUGAGGAGCGUGAUGAGGAGGUGGCUGCCUUCUGUCAUAUGCUCGACGUGUUGCGCUCGGCUUACCCGUGCACAGAUCGAUCCAAGAACGCAGGGUUUGUGUGGAGCCCAUGUGUGGCGCAGGAGGAGCUGCAGCAGGGACUCGGGGUCAGCAUAAAGGUCACCGUCAUUGGUGAGCACAUCCGAGAGCCACUCAUCUUCACCUGUGAUGGUUCAUCCACCAUUGACCUGCUGAUAUACCAGACCUUGUGCUACGCCCAUGACGACCUGGACCUAGUCGAUAUGGACGACUACCUGAUGAAAGUGUGUGGCCAGGCCGAGUAUCUCAACAACUCUCAGACCUUGGCUGGACUUGAAUAUAUCCAGCAGUGUCUGAAAUUUGACUGGGACGUCCAGCUUUUCCUCACCAGGAGAAGCUCUGUUAACAUGGAGUUAGCUCGCAAUGAAGAGGACGAUGAGACGCCAUCCUCCCUGAACCACAGCAUCUUGCUGCAGGAAAGGCCCAUCAAGCAGACUGUGACAAGGGAGGCACUAACUUUGCUUCUGGACACCUUUCAUAAUGAGGCAGAAUCCUUCGUAUUAUCAGAGGUUGACCUGCAGUUGCACGUGGAACGCUUGGUGCAGUCAGUCAAGGCUCUGUGCAGCUCGCUUGCUGCUGUGGAAACACCUGACAUCACCUCAGCCCUGAAUCAGCUUCCUGCUUGCCCAUGCAGACUGCAGCCCAGAGUGCAGAAGGAUGUGAGCGUGCUGGCGAAGAGAGAAAACCGAGAGAAAAUAGUUGAAAAGUUGACGGCUGCCAUCUUGGAUCUGGUGGAGCUCUACUGCAGCACAUUCAACGCCAACUUUCACACGGCCGCACACAGCAGCCGGCACACAGCGCCGAUCCAGGAGGCGGGCAUGGUCACUAACGUAUUGUCCUUCAACAUUUAUGCUGCCCACCGCGUCCCCAUCACCUGGGCCGCCAGUUAUGAAGGGUUCUUUCUGUCGUGUUCUCUCACCCACGGGGGAGACGAACUGUGUGCCCCCCAGCAUACAAGCAAACAGGCAGUCAGCAAAUACCUCUUCCAUCUGGUGGUUUGGGACCAAAGGAUUUGCUUCCCGGUGCAGAUCAACCAGCUGCCACGCGAGUCUCAGCUGACAGUGACUCUGUAUGCGACUCCGCUACCACCCCCUGGAGGAGCAGAGGACAAGAGCAAGCAGAAAGCGCGCAACAUGGAGGCCCUGGGCUGGGUCACAAUGCCGCUCUUCAACUUCCGACACAUUUUGACGUGUGGCAGGAAGCUGUUGGGUCUUUGGCCGUCAACCCCAGGAAGUGGAAACACCCGGUCCAGCACUCCCAACUUCAGCCAACCGGAUAGUGUCAUCCUGCAGGUGGACUUCCCAACGUCCUCGUUCGAGGUGCAUUUUAGCACCCCUCCACCGGCCGAGUUCAGUCCUCAGUACGAGUUCUCCCGACUGGAGCAGGGCAGCCAGAGACAGCUCCAGGACAUCCUGAACAAGAAGUCUCUCUUCUGGUUGACUCCGGAGCACAAGCGGCUGCUGUGGGAAAAGCGUUACUUCUGCCAUGCUGAGAGCAGCCGCUUGCCCCUGAUCCUCGCCAGCGCCCCCAGCUGGGAGUGGGCAUGUCUGCCCGACAUCUACGCCCUCCUGCGCCAGUGGGCAUGUACCAACCACCUGGAUGCACUGGGCCUCCUGCACGCCACGUUUCCAGAUCAGGAGUGCAGGCGCACAGCUGUCCAGUGGAUGGACACCAUCUCUGACCCUGAGCUCCUGGACUUUCUCCCACAGCUGGUGCAGGCGCUGAAGUAUGAGUGUUACCUUGACAGUCCUCUGGUGCGCUUCCUGUUGCGCAGGGCCAUUGGAGACGUGCGUGUCGCUCACUGCCUUUUCUGGUUGCUGAAGGACACUCUGCAGGACUCACAGUUCAGCGUACGCUAUCAGCACCUGCUGGCCGCGUUGCUCUGCUGCUCAGGCCGAGGCCUCCGUGAAGAGUUUGACCGCCAGUGCUGGCUCAUCAGCAUCCUGGCUAAAGUUGCACAGCGUGUCCGAGACGCCUCGCCAUCAUCGAGACAGGCUCUUCUCAGAGAGGGACUUGAUGAGGUCAAGCAGUUCUUCUCCAUAAACAGCAGCUGCCGCCUUCCCCUUAACCCUGGCCUGCUAGUCAAGGGCAUUAACAUACAGUCCUGUUCCUAUUUCAACUCCAACGCCGUGCCACUCAAGCUCUCGUUCCAGAACAUGGACCCGCUGGGAGACAACAUCAACGUCAUCUUUAAGUCAGGAGAUGACCUGCGGCAGGACAUGCUCACCCUGCAGAUCAUCCGCGUCAUGAACAAAAUCUGGAUCCAGGAGGGCUUGGAUAUGAGGAUGGUCAUCUUCCGCUGCUUUUCCACCGGCCGGAGUCGAGGCAUGGUGGAGAUGAUCCCGAAUGCUGAGACCUUGAGGAAGAUCCAAGUAGAGCAUGGGGUCACCGGGUCCUUCAAGGACCGCCCGCUGGCUGACUGGCUGCAGAAACACAACCCCACUGAGGACGAGUAUGAGAAAGCGGUAGAGAACUUUAUCUACUCCUGUGCGGGCUGCUGUGUGGCCACCUACAUCCUGGGCAUCUGCGACCGCCACAACGACAACAUCAUGCUGAAGAGCAGUGGCCACAUGUUCCACAUUGACUUCGGCAAAUUCCUGGGCCACGCGCAGAUGUUCGGCAACAUCAAACGGGACCGGGCUCCUUUCGUUUUUACGUCUGACAUGGCUUACGUGAUAAACGGAGGUGACAAGCCUUCCAGUCGCUUUCAUGACUUUGUGGACUUGUGUUGUGAGGCGUACAACCUCAUCAGGAAACACGCACAUCUGUUCCUCAACCUGCUGGGCUUGAUGUUAUCCUGUGGCAUUCCUGAGCUGUCAGAUCAAGAGGAUUUAAAGUAUGUUUAUGAUGCCCUGAGACCACACGAGUCAGAGACGGAUGCCACCAUGUACUUCACCAGGUUGAUAGAGUCCAGUCUGGGCAGCGUGGCGACGAAACUCAACUUCUUCAUCCACAACCUUGCCCAGAUGAAGUUCGCCUCGUCCGAGGAGCGACCCGUUUUGUCGUUCGCACCGCGAGUCUACACGCUGAAAAGCGACGGCCUCAUUCGCAGCCUGUUCGUGUGCCGCCACAUUAAAACCUACAGCCCCAGCAAGGGUUAUACAUACGUGGUGAAAGUGGAGCGUGAGGGCCAGCAGGGGGCGACGUUGGUUCAGAGGAGUUUUGAGGAGUUCCAUGAGUUACACAGCAAACUGCGCCUCAUCUUCCCUUCUUCUAAACUACCCAGCUUCCCCAGCCGUUUUGUGAUUGGCCGCUCUCGCGGAGAAGCCAUGGCUGACCGGAGGAAAGACGAGCUGAACGCAUAUGUGUGGCAUCUGAUCCACUCAGCCGCCGAGGUUGCUCAGUGUGACCUGGUCUACACCUUCUUCCACCCUUUACCAAGAGAUGAGAGGCCAGGAGGAACUGCUGUAAACACCCUGGGUAACAAACCAACAGAGAGUUCUUGGACUCCUGUGCCUGGUACAGUGGCUGGUGAAGUGAAAUUGUCCAUUUCCUACAAGAGCGACAAGCUUUUCAUUAUGGUGAUGCACAUCCGAGGCCUGCAACCCUUGCAGGACGGCACUGAUCCUGAUCCAUACGUCAAACUGUACCUGCUCCCUGAUCCCCAGAAAACAAGCAAGAGGAAGACGAAGGCAGCUCGCCGCACCUGCAACCCCACGUAUAAUGAAAUGCUGGUGUAUGAUGGGAUACCACGUGGGGACCUGAGCCAGAGGUCAAUCCAUCUUCGAGUGCUAGGCGACGGGGCAUUCUGGGAAAACACACUGCUGGGCGAGGCCAUCAUUCCCUUAAAGAAUCUAACACCUGGACAGCAUUGGGUGGACUGGCACCAGCUGAGCACAGGCAGCGCCGAUGCCAGCCGCUAACACAGCCACACAGUUGCAAAGACAGACACUAGGUGAUGAACUGAUUGCUCCUUUCGGAUCAGCAGGUGUAAUUUGGUGCGUCUCUGUAAAGGGAACCGACUCAGAAGAUGAGGUCUGUUGAGGAGCAUGUAGGUGUGUCUUGUCUUUGCAUUGGGGUCUGUGAGUUGCUGCGUAGAAGGAUGUAUUUUCCCCACAGUGGGGGUGUUUGUUGCUGAUUCUCCUGCCCUGGAGACUUGUAGACUCUGUGAUGGAGAGCCAUCACAACACGUUCUAGUUCUGUUGGGGUUUUUUUGCCCUCUACAUGGACUGUGAGAAAAGAACAUGGCUGAAAUAGCUGUGGUAAGAUAAGAACCACUGACUCUCUUGGAUGCCGAAUGUGUUUCAAAAGGAUCUGAAAACUUUGUCCAUUGUACAGCCUCACAAUUUCCUGUUAAGAGAGAGGAAGUGAAAUGUUAACUUAUUUCUUUUAAGAUGUUCUUUUAUUUUGGCUCGAUUUGGAGCUAGCUUUUGUUGUGACAUUUAUGUCUCUGUGAUUUAGAUUAUUACAGAUUUUACCUAGUAAGUAAAAAGGGAGUUAUGGAAUGUUCAUCUAAAACGAUUAGAUUGGUGGCAGGGAUCUAUAAUAUCUUGAAAAACUAAAACAUUUGAGAUUCUGUGGCAUUGCGAACUUGCGUGUAGUCAUGCAAGGUCUAACUCAGUCCAAUUGUCCUACAAGCUCUGUAGUAUGAAUGACAAAAGUAGCUUGAUAACAGACUUUUGUUUAUUAUUCACUUCUUUUUUUUUCUUUUCUUUUAAACAAGCACCAGGCUUUGAAUAGCUCCAGGAUGCAGUGAUUUUCAGAAAAUAACCCUGAGCUUUUUCUUAAAAAUCUGCACGUGGUGGGACUUGUGUAGGUUGGAGCCCAAAUUUGGCAGAAACAUUACACUUUACAUUAUAGCACUAGUGGUGACUUUAACAUGCCUUCUCAUAUAUAAGCAAGAAAAUGAUUUAAAAUGAAAUAAAAUUAUUAUUUUUUUCUUACCAACACUAUUAAUGAACCUAAGGGGGAUUUGAUACAUGGUAUGGCUGGGCGAUAUGGACAAAAUUCCAGGUAAAAGUAAUCUGAUUACAGUGCAAUGAAUUUCCACCAAUGUACAGUAAUAUAUACAUGCUAUAUAAAACAUGCUGGGUUUCCAGGUGAAUUCUAGCUUUGUUUUUAUUCAUCGUGUAUCUAUAAACCAAUUAAACCGUUUAGCUUUCAAUAGGCACUACAUUGUUUUAAUCACAUUGGCACUUUAUAGACCACGAAUGUGUGCUUUCCACAUUGUGACCGUGAUAUACUUCCAAUACAUCGCCUAGCCCAAUAGCACACAACCCAAUAAAGACCGUAUUUACAGGUGCUCUUAACAGCUUGCCGUGAAAUGAAACGUGAAGGUUGAAACGUGACGAUAGGAGCCUAAGCAGGCAGUUUAAGUUUCGCUUUGGACGCAGUAUCUCAGCCUAGCACCAGUCUCUCCAGUGAGAACGUGUAGCUGAAUGAUUCAUGUGCAUGCUGUGAAAUUUGCUACUGGAUAAAUGUUGCACUUUUGGCCUUAUUUGCUAUGAAGUAUUUUGUGCUUACGUUUCUGGGAUCAGUCAGUUUCUUUAAAUUGAAUAUUUAAUUUAUUUGAAGAAAGGGAAGCAAAGAUGAACCUUAACACAUAAGUACUGUUAAUAUUCCUGUUAAUGUUCAUUCCUUAUUCUGUUGAAAUUGUUUGCAAAAUUCAACUGUUGGGAACUAAAUCUAACUUUUAAGCUUUAAUCUGUGUGUUUUUUUUUUCCUUUCCAGAAAUAGAUGCAUGUAAAUGAUUUGCCGAACCUGUGGCAAAGGCUGUUUUCUUUUUUUUUCUCUCUCUUGUAAACAUUUACACAUACUUUCCCUUUCUGUUUCUUUGCAACACAAACUUGUUGAUCUGUCCACAAUAGUUAACUCACUGUCCUAAACGAAACUAAAGGGUUUGAUGGGAAAGUUUGUUUAAUGAAGGAAACUAAGCUGCUUGAAAUUCACCUAUGUUUUCGAUGUUAUUUGAACAAUAUGUAUGUAAAUAACCAGUGUGUUUAGUUACAGGUGUGUAUAACAUGGUUUCUGACAUGGUAAUCACCUAAAAUGAACCACAUUGUAGCCUGGGGAAAGGUGAUCUGGUUUAAACACCAAACUAGGUCCAGGCCUGAGAUGCCAGUUGUCUUGCUCAUGCUGUUGCCUGAGAUUAUACUAUCCUAGUGUGUCUUAUUUAAUGUUGAAGUUAGUCCACUUAUUUUUGAGGUAGCAAACUGUACUGAGUGUUAGUUUUAUUACUGGUGAGUUGCUCUUCGUGUGCCCUUGUAAGGCUCAGAUUUGCUAGGGUUAUGAGGAAAAUUUGCAAAGGACUCCAACAAAUCCAAAUUAGUUCACUUUGAAUGACCACAGGCCGUUGGUGCAAGAGAAAAUAGGAAAGAAUGUGCAUUCAAAAUAAACAGGCUUAGUGUGUUGUACUUAUUAAGAAUAUAAUUUGUCUGUGCUUUAUGGUUUUGUCACACUGUUUUGAUUUCCUGACAUAGCUAUGUUCCUUUUAGACCAUGAUUUUUUUUUUUUAAUAAAUAUUAUUUGCACUAAAUAAUAAAAUGAACUUGAAUUCAAAAUGGAAAAGAGACUGGUCAUGUCUAUGAGGAUGUGAAUCUGUGUAGUGUUGGCUAAUUUGCUCUGCUCAUUAAUGCUAGCACAUUGCGUAUUUGUUAACCUCUGAAAGGGCAGUUCUGUAAAUUAGCAACUGCUGAAAGUCUAAGAAGAUCAGGUUUCAUUCACACAAAUGGAAUGCACUCAUUUAGCCCGUCUAAUGCUGAAUAUACACUCAGUGGCCACACCAGUACACCUGCGCAUCCAUGCCAUUUUCCAAUCAGCCGAUCAUGUGGCAGCAGUGCUAAGCAUAAAAUCAUACAGGUACAGGUCGAGCGCUCCAGUUAAUGUUCACAUCAAACACCAGAUUGGGGGAAAAGGUGAGAUCUCAGUGAUUCAAUCAUGGCAUGGUUGUUGGUGCUAGAAGGACUGGUUUGAGAAUUUCAGAAACUGCUGAUCUCCUGGGAUUUUCACGCACUGUAGAGUUUACACAGAAUGGUGCGAAAAACAAAAAACAUCCAAUGAGCAGCAGUUCUAUGGGUGGAAAUGCCUCAUUGUAGAGAGAGGUUGCAGGAGAAUGGCCUGACUGGUUCGAGCUGACAGGAAGGCUACGGUAACUCAAACAUCUACUCCUUACACCCACGGUGAGCUCUCAAACCACCCCGCUGUUAGUCCCUGAGCUCACAUUUUUGCCAUUCUGAUGUUUGAUGUGAACAUUAAGUGAAGCUCUUGACCUGUAUCUGCGUGACUUCGUGCAUUGCGCUGCUGCCACAUGAUUGGCUGAUUUGAUAAUUGCAUGAAUGAGCAGUUUUUAUAGGUGUUCCUAAUAAAGUUGACAUUGAGUACAUGCCUUUAUUAAUUACUGAAAGAUUUGUGAACAGUCUUUCACCCCUUGAUUGUGGCUCACAUCCAGCUUUGUUAACAUCCCACAGUGUUUGGAAUUACAUCAAGCGUGUGUGUUUUCACUUGUCUGGCUCUUUGUGUAAGCAGUGUUUGUCACUGCAUUGAUUAUAGUCAUUAAUGUUAAUACUGCCCUGGGAGGAGUAAUGAUGAAUGACAAAGCUGGUAAUUAUCCAAACAAAAGGCUCCUUCCUACAAGAUUUACUGUUCAAGAUGUUAGGAUUUAAGGAAAUCUGAAAUAGUUAUUGCUUUAAUUAUAAACGUAUUUUAAGGAUACGUAAUGACAGCAUUAACAAAAACUGUACUGUAGCCUGUUUUAGGCAGAAUAUGCAACAAGAUUUUUUAAAUUCUACAAAGAGGAAAACAUCCAAUUUAUAUAUUCAUCGGAUCUGAAUUUCUUGAGGUUACAAGUGAAUUUUAGCAUACUGUAAACUUUUCAUAUCGUUUCAGCCCUGUUUCAUACUGUAUAUUGCAUAAAGAUAUAAAGGUUACAUUUAAGAAUGGGUAAAGAAAAAUGUUAAGGGAGCUGAAUAGUUCAUAUUGCACUCUGAUCUUACAUUUUUAAUUAAAGAGCUACUGUGCUGAAGAGGACAUGACACUUCUCCUCCAUCUGAGAACACGCUCACUGGGUUUUUAUGUAUUUAUCAAUUAUGAAAGGAGUCUCCAGUGUCAGCACUUUGUAACAGUAAGUUUUCCGACACAUCUUCAGGACAGAGAACUUUCUUCAGAGGACUUCUCUGAUACAUGACAAGCUGUGUUUUUUUGUCUUAUUAACUUAGGGGGGGGUAAAAAAAGAGAGGCUGGUUAGGGAAUGAAGGAUGACACAAACCAUUUAGCCCCAUUGUACUAUUGUACCCAUUCAGCCAUUAGUGAGGUUGUAACUGAUGUUGGGAGAGGACACCCGAUGCGCAGACAGCCUUUCAGUUCAUCUCAAAAGCGUUCAGGGGGGUUGAGGUCAGGGCUCUGUGCAGACCACCCCAGUUCUUCCACUCCAACCUUGGCAAACCAUGUCUUCAUGUGCACAGGGGUGUUGUCAUGCUGGAACAGGUUUGGGCCUCUUAGUUCCAGUGAAGGGAAAUUGUAACGCUAAAGCACACAAAGACAUUCUCGAUAACUGUGUGCUUCCAACUUUGUGGCAACAGUUUGGGGAAGAACCACAUAUGAUUGUGAUGGUCAGGUAUCCAUAAACCUUUGGCCAUAAUGUGUGUGAUGUUUUGGACAUUAUUAAAAUAAAAACUGUAAUCAUUUAUGUAGCAAUACUUACACUUCAAAUACGUUUAAAAAUGUGCUGUUACUGGAAAAUAAUCGGCUUCGGGUGCUAAUAGCCAAAAGCACAUCACUCCACUGUUGAUUAUUUUCCUGUAACGACAUGUCCCAUUGUGUUUUAUUCCUAACUUAUAUCACAGUGCUGUUGAAUCAUCUGUGGAAUUGUUCAUUUCUGACAGUAGGUUCAGGACGAGUUUUUAUUGCUAAAACAUGCACUUUAAAUACACUACAUGGCCAAAAGUUUGUGGACACCUGACCAUCACACCCAUAUGUGGUUCUUCCCCAAACUGUUUCAACAAAGUUGGAAGCACACAGUUGUCUAGAAUGUCUUUGUAUUCUGUAGCAUUACAAAUUCCCUUCACUGGAACUAAGGGACCCAAACAUGUUCCAGCAUGACAGUGCCCCUGUGCGCAAAGCAAGGUCCAUGAAGACAUGGCUUACCAAGUAUGGAGUGGGAGAACUUGAGUGGCCUGCACAGAGCCCUGACCUCAACCCCACUGAACACCUUUGGAAUGAAUUGGAAUGCUGGCUGCUCCCCAGGCCUCUUCACCUGCCUGACCUCACUAAUGCUCUUGUGGCUGAAUGAGCACAAAUCCCCACAGCCAUGCUCCAAAAUUUGGUAAAAAAAAAAAACUUCCCAGAAGAGUGGAUUUUAUUAUAAAAAACAACGGAGGACAAAAUCUGGAAUGGAAUGUUCAAAAAGCACUUAUUUGUGUGGUGAUCUGAUGUCCACAAACUUUUGGCCAUAGUGUAUUAGAAUUAACUCGCCCAUUUUUAAACUGAGCUGAAGAUUAUUUCUGAGAACAGCCACAGGAAAGCAAGUAUUUUCCCGACAAAUUUCAAAAAGUAAUUGCACUUGCAGUUGUGUUUUCUAUUUGUGGACGCAUAAACUGACAUAAUUCAAAUGAAAAUGCAAAUCACGUAUUACUGUUUGCAUUUUCGUUUGCACAAACAUGUAAUGUCUGCCAAAUUCUAAAUGAAAAAGCAAAGUCCAUUUGCAAUUGCAUUUCCCAUAUCUUACAAGUUAUGACCCUGUCAUAUCGAAAUAGCAAUAGCAAUUACCCUGUUUGGAGCCUGCCAAAAUUCUAAUGGAAUUACAGUUCCCUUUGCAUGUGCAUUUCCGAUGGCUUGCACACAAAUCUGCCAAUCAGUGUUGGGGUGGGACUUUACUAUGGGGCGUGUUUGUAUUUGGAAGCCACGUCAGUCACAGUCGACGGCCAAGAAGGAAAAUGUUCAAAUGUUUGAUCUGGAAUAAUAAAGAUAUAAAAUAUUAAAAUAAAAUCUUAAAUAUUGGUUUAGAAAUAAUAUUUUAUAUACAUUACAUACAUACAUUACAUACAUUAUAUACAUAACUUUCAUAUACAGAAUUUUUAGAUAGAUACAAACUUCCAGUAUCUGCUAAGGAAUAUACAAUCUUUGAUGCAGUCUUGAAUCUUUGUCUUUGACGCAGUUUUCAAUUACUUUUGAAACUUGUCUGGAAAAUACUUCCAUAAUAGCACAUGCCUUGUGAUAUACACGAGCUUGUAUGUUGCGUAACAGCUACUGGCUACGUGCGACUGUAUUUCUAUGACGAUCCCUAACUUCGCCUUCAUUAGCACGGAGUUUAUUGACGGUCCCUUAGCCUUUCUGAUGAAAUCUCCCCUUGUUUGCUUUGGGCUUUUCUCUGCUGGCUUUCGGGAAGGGAAGGAAAAGGAGGAACACGAGGAGAAACCACUACUCAAUCUACUGACGAAUAACAACUGUCUCAGAGCGCUUGAAAGUAUUUUUCUGCUGAUUUAAUUCCCUCUGUGUGAGACAUUUCAUCGAGUUUAACAGAAACGCGUGUUAAUUCGCUAACGCGCUAGCUCUUAUCGGAAGAGGAGGAGGACCCACAGCAGCCACGGACCUCGCUUCAGUAUCGACUUCCAAACCAAAAUGGCUUGUAUAUCGACGUCCGAGUUGGGAUGUGUGGAAUAUGUCAGCUCUGUCUUCUUCAGCCUGCCUUCGCCCUGUCUCCUCUCUCCUGCUGUCUGUAAGUGUGUGAGCCUGAUGAAUCCUCAGUGCAGAGCUGCUGUGAGUGUGAACAUGGCGAGAGCCGGGGACAACAUGAGCGCCGACUGCCUUCACUGCUGGCUCACACCGGGAGCUAACCGGCAACAUGCCCUUGCCGUUUAAACACCAUGGACACCUUGGGGAUUUGACAAUAUUGAAUCCGGACAGUAUUCUGAACUGCGACACUUUGUUGUUGACUGUUAGUUUCUUAGUAGCUAAUAUUUAGCAGCAUAUGAAAGUGACAGGUUUCUCACGCGCGCGCUUGCUAGCUAACGCUAAUGUUAUCCAGCUGGCGCUCUGACUUCCUCCGACUGCAGGUAUUUCAGGCAACUUAACUAGUUAACGUUUAAAGUCUUCAUUUACACUUUUUUUUCUUUCAGUUAACAGUUAGGUAUUAAACUAGGCUUGUCAAAAUAGAGAGA